AUGACUAUUCCGGAAGAAUGCACUGUUCUAGUCGUCGGCGGGGGCCCUGCAGGGUCCUACGCCUCGUCUGUGUUGGCACGAGAGGGUAUUCGCACUGUAAUGCUUGAGGCAGACACCUUUCCUCGGUAUCAUAUCGGAGAGAGCAUGCUCCCUUCGAUGCGCCACUUUCUGCAAUUCAUCGAUCUCGACGAGAAGUUUAAUCAGCACGGGUUUAGAAUAAAGAAUGGAGCAUUUUUUAAAAUCAACUCGAAGCCGGCAGCAUAUACCGACUUCGUUGCGUCCGGUGGCCCCGGCACUCACUCAUGGAACAUCGUGCGAUCUGAGGCAGACCAGAUUCUUUUUGAUCACGCUCGAGAAAGUGGUGCGACGGCCUUCGAUGGUGUCAAAGUCACGGAAAUUCAAUUCGCCCCACAUCCGUCUAGCGAGCUAGGGAAGCCGGUGUCGGCCUCGUGGUCGAGAAAGGAUGGCAGCACGGGGUCCAUCCGGUUCGAAUAUCUUCUCGAUGCGAGUGGACGAGCAGGUCUGGUCAGUACCAAGUAUAUGAAGAACAGGCGCUUUAAUCAGGGCCUGAAGAACACAGCCACCUGGGGCUACUGGGAAGGCGCGGGCGUCCAUGCAGUUGGGACGACGCGGGAGGGAGACCCGUACUUCGAGGCGAUCGCCGACGGCAGUGGCUGGGUUUGGACCAUUGCGCUGCAUAACGGAACGACCUCCGUCGGCGUGGUCAUGAACCAGGCCAAAUACACCGAGCGCAAAAAACAGAACAGCUCGCUCUGCACCAGCGAUCUAUACAAUCAGAUUAUUCAGGAAGCACCGGUCACUCGAGACCUACUGGCCAAAGCACGCCUUAUCUCGGACCUUAGAUCCGUCUCGGACUGGUCGUACAGCGCGUCGGCAUACGCCAGUCCAUACUUACGAAUAGCCGGCGAUGCAGGCUGCUUUAUCGACCCCUUCUUCUCGUCAGGCGUGCAUUUGGCCAUGGCGAGUGGUCUUUCUGCCGCUGUGACCAUCUGCGCUUCUCUUCGAGGUGACUGCGACGAAGAAGCUGCGGCUAGCUGGCAUACCGACAAGGUCUCUGAGGGAUAUACUCGAUUCCUGUUGGUUGUCCUGAGUGUUCUUAAGCAGAUCGAGAACCGAGAGGAGCCCGUGAUUAAUGACUGGGACGAGAAGAGCUUCGAUCGCGCUUUUUCUAUGUUCAGGCCUAUCAUUCAAGGCACGGUCAAAGACAGCAACAGCAAACUCACACAGUUCGAACUUGCACGUACGGUGGAUUUCUGUGCUCAUGCAUUCUCGGAUCCCAAAAUCCCGCAACAAGUCUCGCUCUUGAAAAAGCUCCGUGGACUGAUCAGCCAAGGCGAGAAUGCUGACGCCCUUCAAAAGUCGCUGUCUCCCGAGGAGCUGGAGACACUGAAUGGAAUUCGUUCAAGGCAGAUGAUCCGCAUGGAGGAUGUCUUGCGGAUUGAUAAUUUCGGCCACGACGUGAUCGAUGGGAUGAAGCCGAACCUCAAACGGGGUGCUUUGGGACUUAGGAAGGAUGUAAAGGACGAUGGCGAGGGGAAUUCCAACCCAAUGGCUGUGUUGGGGCUGGAGGACAGGCCCCAUGGGAUGCAGUUAUUAUUCUAA
This is a messenger RNA of Aspergillus steynii IBT 23096, 1623 nucleotides long. Its product is annotated as NAD(P)/FAD-dependent oxidoreductase. Lineage: Eukaryota; Fungi; Ascomycota; Eurotiomycetes; Eurotiales; Aspergillaceae. The transcript has 5 exons. Gene Ontology annotation, molecular function: catalytic activity; FAD binding. The record is from RefSeq and is a predicted model, not a curated record. Bases 1 to 1623 code for a protein of 540 amino acids.